GGAAUUAUAAUGUGUUCAGAGAUGCCGCCCACCAGGGCGCCAUUUUCAGCCUCGCCACAAGGCUCAUGCACGGACCAUAUCUCACAAAAAUUAAUUACUCACCUCAGCGCCUCCAACAAAAAUCCUCAAGGUCUCCAAAUCCACACCCCUCCACCCGACUCUCUCCCCCGUUCCAACAGUGGCGUCCAUUCCAAGAAUCCUCAGCGCCUGUGCAAGGCGCACCCUCUCCCCCAGCAUCCCACGAUCCACCCGAACAAUGGCAACUGCACCGCCGGAGGAGUCAAUACAAACACCCACCGCUCCCACCACCGCCGCUGCAGACUCCCCAAACCUGACGAAACUCCAUGGCCGAGCCUUCUACGAGAGUAUUGGCAGUCCCAAAUUUGUCCUCGCUCCCAUGGUCGACCAAUCUGAAUUCGCCUGGCGCAUGCUCACCCGCUCCUACAUGACCCCCGAAAGCACCAAAGACCUCCUAGCCUACAGCCCCAUGCUGCACGCGCGCCUCUUCACCACGACCGAAAAGUUCCGCUUCAACCACUUCCAGCCCACGCGCUCCGGUCUUCCCAACCCCCCCCUGUCCGCCCCGCCAGCUGAGUCGGCAGACAUAUACCUCGACGGAAACCCGACAAUCGACCGGCCUCUAUUCGUGCAGUUCUGCGCUAAUACGCCGGAGGAUUUGCUUGCGGCCGCGCAGUACGUGGCGCCCUUCUGCGACGCUGUGGAUUUGAACCUCGGGUGUCCGCAGGGGAUUGCUAGGAAGGGGGGGUACGGUGCGUUUCUGCAGGAGGAUCAGGAACUCAUCUACGCAUUGAUAAAUACCCUCCACACCCGCCUCGCUGUCCCAGUAACGGCUAAGAUCCGCGUCCUCAAGACCCGCAAGGCGACGCUGGCAUAUGCGAAGAAAGUCUUAAGCGCAGGGGCUAGUAUCCUGACCGUCCACGGCCGGCUGCGCGAGGCGAAGGGACAUAAGACGGGAUUAGCGGAUUGGGCCGCGAUCCGACACCUCCGCGACAACCUACCGAAAGAGACGGUCAUCUUUGCAAACGGCAAUAUCCUCUCCCGCGGCGACAUCGAGAGGUGUCUCGAAGCUACAGGCGCGGACGCCGUGAUGAGCGCGGACGGGAAUUUAUACGAUCCUGCUAUUUUUGCUCCUGCGCCGGAGGUUGGGGGGGGGGGAGUAUGUAUUGGAGGGGGAGGGAUGGGAGGGGGGGGUACAGGAUGGAUGAGGCGCUGAGGAGGUAUUUGGAUAUUCUGUAUAAGUAUGUACUGGAGCAGACGCCGCCGGUGAGGAAACUGCUUUAUGUCCCUGGACAGGCAGAGGCUGCGAGGGAUGCGCCGACGCCGGAGGGUGGGGAGGAGCCGCCGCGGAAGCGCGCGAAGACUGGUGCUGCGCCAGCUGAAGCUGUAGCAGCAGAGGCACCCAGCACGGCAGCAACGACGCAGCCAACCACCGGCACCGCCGAGACGUCUUCAAAGCCCAAAAACGCCAACAAGAAACAGAAGCGCGAAAAAACAUCCAGCCCCAACCUCCUCGCCAUGCAACCGCACUGCUUCCACCUCCUGCGCGCGCUGGUCUCCAAACACCACUCCGUGCGCGACGCGCUCGCGCGCUCUCGCCCGGGGGACAUGGAGGCGUAUGAAGGCGUGCUGGCGAUGGUGGAGCGGGUUGUGGAGGAGGGGAUUAGGGAGUACGAAGCUACUGGUGGAGCGAGCUAUCACGAUGCGCUGGAUGCGGAAGAGGGGGCG
Molecule: messenger RNA, 1746 nt
Organism: Pseudogymnoascus destructans
Lineage: Eukaryota; Fungi; Ascomycota; Leotiomycetes; Thelebolales; Thelebolaceae
Exons: 2
Coding region: 257-1234 (325 amino acids)
Biological process (GO): tRNA processing
Molecular function (GO): tRNA dihydrouridine synthase activity; flavin adenine dinucleotide binding
Source: RefSeq, a predicted model, not a curated record